CACAUCCAUUAACAAGUGGUCUCAUGCUCCAACUGGCCUGUUCAUAAACAGUUUUUUUGAAUAAAAGCCUGUAGAUGUUUUGACAUGUGGUUAAUUAUAGUAUAAGUGAUAACAUGUAAUUAGGAAUCUCAAAAUUCGUUGUUGGUGUAUAAUUUGCUCGUCGGUUUUAGAGCUAUUUAUACGACAGUCAAACCUAUACGCAACAACGACUAAAGUAUCGACAAUAUUCGAACAAUCUAAGAAAGACGAAAACACGAUGCCGCCGAAUAAGCUAAAACUGGCUUCUAAAGUGAAGAAGCUGUCAACGUCAUUAAAAAUAGAUCAAAUAGCGACAGGUGUCAAUGCAGACAUCAACGGAAAAUCUCUGCCCUUAGAGACUCUGGAGGCGGUAUCAAAAAAAAACGCGACAAUGGAAAAAGCGAUCACCAAGUCGAAAGCUAACCUGAGGAAUCUGAGACCAAGAACUGCUGUUGACAACAGAGAUGAGGAACCAGAAGAACCAAAGAAAGAGUCAAAACUGGAUAAGAGUGGAAAAAAACGUAAAUUGAAGAAUGUUGUCGAUCUUGAAAUGAUGAAGGAGGAGUUGAAACAGCUAGAAGAUCCUCCAAAUACCAUAGAGGAAAAACGUCUGUGUGAAAAUAGACUGGGUUAUGAAUUUUUCGAUGUUCCUGCCGAAGAGCUAGCCAAAAAAUUGCUGGGCAAAAUAUUGGUUCGUAAAUUGGAUAAUGGGACUUUGCUGAAGGGAAAGAUAGUCGAGACAGAAUCAUACCUUGGCGGAGAAGAUAGAGCCUCUGCUUCUUACCAGUACAGAGUUUCUGCUGCAAAUAUUGCUACCUAUAUGCCUCCUGGAACAAUAUAUAUCUACUUGACCUAUGGGAUGUAUCACUGCCUCAGCAUAUCUUCAAAAGGUGAAGGGAGUGUUGCUCUUAUAAGAGCGCUCUCACCAAUCGAAGGUGCAGAUCUAAUGGCAGAAUUUCGAAAUGCAAAAUUAAAAAAUACAAAGACUUAUAAGCUUCACGAGCUGAGCAAUGGACCCUCAAAGUUCUGUAUAGCAUUUGGCCUAACUAGAGAUCACAACAAAUAUUCCGUCUGUGAUUGGAGGGGAAUGUGGGUUGAAGACAAUCCAGAAAAUGAAAAUAUUCAAAUAGUUUCAUGCCCUCGUAUCGGCAUUGAUGGUUCUGGCCCUGAGUGGGCACUAAAACCCAUGCGAUAUUACAUCCUUGGUGAAAAAUCUGUCAGUAAAUCAAAUAAAAAUGCCGAAGCAGCGUUUGCUGAGCAAGGCUAAAUAGUCUGAAGGUGAAAUAUUAUUCUUUCAUUUUUGAAUGGGAAGAUAGAGAGGUAGUUGAACAAGAAUAAAUGUGGUCUAUUUUCAGUCAUAUAUUCAAUUCUAAUAUACAACACGUACAAUCAACAAGGAUCUAUUUUAUUACACUCAAG
Molecule: messenger RNA, 1437 nt
Organism: Athalia rosae (coleseed sawfly)
Lineage: Eukaryota; Metazoa; Arthropoda; Insecta; Hymenoptera; Athaliidae
Product: DNA-3-methyladenine glycosylase-like
Exons: 3
Coding region: 257-1285 (342 amino acids)
Biological process (GO): base-excision repair
Molecular function (GO): alkylbase DNA N-glycosylase activity; DNA binding
Source: RefSeq, a predicted model, not a curated record